This is a messenger RNA of Oppiella nova, 2267 nucleotides long. The record is from the annotation of a GenBank genome assembly. NCBI's taxonomy places the organism in Eukaryota, Metazoa, Arthropoda, Arachnida, Sarcoptiformes, Oppiidae.
AUCAUAGACUUGGAGGCAGCCAUAGGGUGGACGCAGCACCUCCUCCACCACCAGCAGCCCUGUGCUCACGUCCCACCAUCACCUCAUCAGGUCUCACAUCCACUCACUUUCUAUGCAUUUAUGUGUCCAUUCAUGGCAUCAAUGGUCUGUGUGUUGAUCCACAACUCACACCACUUCUUAGUCCAUAACCCAGUCGUAAAUCACAUCCAUUUGGAGGACAGGCAUACAAUCCAUAAGCGAAGUGCGGACCAACCCUUACGGAUCAAAGUCUUCUAUGAUUCCAGUGUUAAGAGAAUUCCUAUCGAGAAGUUUCAGAUAAUUAAUAACACAGUUCUACCUCAAGCUCUCAAUUACUGGCAAAAGGCUCUUCACGUCAAACCACUUCACGUUCCCAUUCGUCUCAAUCGCAAAUGUCCGAACAAUCAGGCCUUCUUCCCCAGCUCUGAUCCGCCGCAUCAGUAUUGUGUGGAAAAGUGCGAGAAUAUCACCACUUGUGGCGAAGUGAUUGUUCCCGAAGACCACUUAGAGAUAUGUCGUGUCUGUGAUGUGAACGGAAGGAACUGUCAGUUAUAUAAGUCAUACAAUUGGACACAAGUGGGGAAUGGUAUACAAGACGCGGAUUUUGUGUUCUAUGUGUCGGCGAUGCAAACGGAGCGCUGCAAUAAAGGCCAUACCGUCGCCUAUGCGGCCCACUGUCAACAAGAGGCAGCACUCGACCGUCCGAUUGCAGGUCACGCCAACUUGUGUCCCAAUUCCAUAUCAACGAAACCACAAGAUUUGGAGACUUUGUUGUCGACAGUCAAACAUGAGAUCCUUCACGCGCUCGGCUUUUCUGUUUCUCUUUACGCCUAUUUUCGCGACAAAAACGGCGAUCCCCUCAGCUCUCGAGGAAGGAAUGGCAAACCAAUUAUUAGUCGUCACCUAAAGGCUCCGCAAUGGAGUGAUAAUAUAAUUAGACAAAUAGAUAGAUACGACUGGAAAGUACGAAACGGUUCAGUCAGACGUACUGUUCAUAUGAUAGUCACUCCGAAUGUUGUGAAAGAGGUUCGGAGACAUUUUAAUUGUUCAGAACUGGAAGGGGCGGAACUGGAGGAUCAGGGAGAGGAUGGCACACAUCUGACACAUUGGGAAAAGAGAGUGUUUGAAAACGAAGCCAUGACUGGAACUCAUACCCAAAAUCCUGUCUAUUCACGGAUUACUUUAGCUCUUAUGGAAGACACCGGCUGGUAUACCCCGAACUACGAAUUGGCUCAACCGCUUGAUUGGGGCAAAAACCUCGGCUGCGAUUUUGCACAAAAGAGUUGCAAACAUUGGAUCGAUUGGAGGCGUUCCAGAGGAGAGAGCAUUCAUCCAUUUUGUGAUAAAGUCAAAAGAGAUCCGUUGGAAACGGAAUGCACGGACAGUAGGGAUGCGGUGGCGCUUUGCAAUCUCAUGGAAUAUACAUCUGAUUUAUUACCCAAAUUCCAAAACUUCGAUUACAUCCCGAGCGUCAAGAACUGGAACGACACGGCCAGGUAUGGCGGGUCAGUCAAUUUGGCCGACUUUUGUCCAUACAUUCAGGAGUUUACGUGGAAACUGAAUGAUGUGGUCGUCCGCGGAUCCAAAUGUCAAUACGAAGACAAUAAUCCGAUUCCGGAGAAGAAUUUCGCGCUCGAAUAUUACGGCUCAGACUCCAAGUGCUUCAACCAUAACAAUCAGAUGUGGGAAGAGAGGACAUGUACUCAAGUGCGUCAAUGGCAGCACUGGGGAAGUGGUUGUUAUAAAGUAAGCCCUACGCCAUACACUAGCUUCCGAUGUAACGACGGGUUAUUACAUUUGGAAAUACGAAACCAAAGCUAUACCUGUUAUUAUGCCAAUCAAGAACUCAAAGUACAACUCUAUGCACACGAUUGGUUACACAUAGGAACGGUAGUCUGUCCGCCAUGUAGUCAAAUAUGUGAGGACUGUAAGCCAGAGCUCACCUCAAAUGAGAUUCGGACGACAGACAGGCAUAAGAUAUCAUAUAAGAAGCAUUUCCUCAAGUGUUACGGUCACCCGAAUACGCCAAACGCCUUAUCUGUGAUUUGUAUCAUUAUUAUAAACACUUUACUCCGUUAUCUCAAUCAAAGCUGACCAACCAUUUGAUUAAUUUUGAGUUCAUAUCAAAUAUUAGGAAUAAUUUAAAUAAUUUGUUGAUUCCAUUGUUUGUAAUCAAAACAAGAUUUUAAUACCGGUUUUAUUGCACUUCAAAUGAUUACGUUUUGAGUUUUGAUUACUUUGAAAAUCCU